This is a messenger RNA of Scomber japonicus (chub mackerel), 1251 nucleotides long. RefSeq names its product piggyBac transposable element-derived protein 4-like. The record is from RefSeq and is a predicted model, not a curated record. NCBI's taxonomy places the organism in Eukaryota, Metazoa, Chordata, Actinopteri, Scombriformes, Scombridae. Bases 1 to 1251 code for a protein of 416 amino acids. The transcript has a single exon.
AUGGAUGAGGUAGAUGCCACACCCUACUUCAACAAGACCAUGUCUAGGAACAGGUUCCAGAUUAUAUGGAGGUUCCUGCAUUAUAAUAAUAAUGCAUCACAAGAUGCAGCUGACAAGUUAUACAAAGUCCGCCCAGUGUUAGACUACAUAGUCAAAAAAUUCAAGGAGUUGUAUCAGCCAGGCCAAAACAUCUGCAUUGAUGAGGGGAUGAUGCUGUGGCGGGGGCGACUCUCCUUCAAAGUGUACAACCCACAAAAGCCGGUGAAGUAUGGGAUCAAAUCAUACAUACUGUGUGACUCUGCCACCGGCUAUUGCUUUAACAUGCAGCCUUAUGUGGGGACAGCUAGCACUCUUCCUGACACAGUGUUCACUCUUCUUGAUCGUCUCCCGGGCCAUGGUUACACUUUAUACAUGGACAACUUCUACAAAUCCAUUUCACUCUGUGAGCGGUUACUUGGAGCACGAACCAAUGUUUGUGGAACCCUUCAGAAGAAUAGGGGGGAACCCAAGACUAUCACAGAGGUGACCAAGACUGACCUGGGAGUGGGGGGGAAAGUUGUGCGACAUAAUGAGAGGGUGAUGGUAGUUGCAUGGCAGGACAAACGCCUAGUGAAGAUGGUGACAACCUGCCACCAAGAUAAGAUGCAAAGAGUGGAUGUGUGGCAGAAGGGACAGAAAAACAAGGUUCCUCAGUUGAAGCCAGAGUGUGUGGUAGCAUACAAUGCGUUCAUGAAUGGGGUCGACAAAUUGGACCAGAACAUCGCCUACUACCCCUUCAUCCGCAGAUCCCUCAACUGGUCCAAGACGUUUGUCGCUUAUCUCUUACAGAUACGCAUGUAUAAUGCAUACGUGAUCUACAAAUCCAGAAACCCAGGCGAGUGUAAAACUCUCCUGGAGUUCAUACACAGAGUUGUGAAGUCCUGGACUGCAACGCGACAGGUGGCGGAGGAGGAGGAAGUUGGAGGUGUGGAGGCUGAGUCAGGUGAGGAGUUGGAGGAAGGCCGUCGCACUCCAAGGGCACCGUAUAAUACUGACCCCGACAGCAGGCUAGACGGACAGAUAGGUAGACACAGACUGGACAAGCUGAUGCCCACGAGCAGCAAAACAAGACCAGCAAGGAGGUGCAGGGUCUGCACCCGCAGGGGCCAGCAGAGAGAAACAAAAAUGUGGUGCAUAUCCUGCUGUGUCCCCUUGCACCCAGGAGAGUGCUUUACAGCAUACCACACAAAGCAGAAUUAUUGGAUAUUGUGA